UUACGGUCAUUGAUAAGGCCCGGCACUGCAACAUCAUUCAACAGACUUCAACUUCAAGACUGCACCUGUACCUUGCCUAACGGGUCACGUCGCUGUCCCUCCCUUUCGCUAGGUUGUAUAUGUUGGGAGUCAAAAUGUUAAGAAUAUAGUCUUAUUAAGGCGACGAUGCCGAGCAACGCAAUACAGGAAGAAACUGCUGGUGGCGAUGGAGCAGUGGAAGCAAGCUCUUCAUUAGGGAGCUUCGCGGAAGACGGCGUACUGGAGCCAGAAAUUGAAGAGGACGAUCAGCUGCCGGCUGCAUCUGCACACUUGCCGCCGCGACCCCCGCGUAAUGCGCUCGUCCGAAGUUCUGCGCCGAUGGGCGCUCGGAUGGCAGCAGCGGACCCUUAUGCGGUCGUGUGGGAGCAGCACGUUGUGCCCGGCCUAGCAAAAACCAGCACCAUGCCCCGUCGCUCGGCGGAGCGCAGUCCCGCCAAUCGGAUUCCCAAGUCCCUCUCCACGGCUUACCUCAUGCCCGGAGGUUUUGUGGCGGAGGGGGUCACGGGGUCGGAGGGAGGGCUGGCCUGGUGUACAGGCACGAGCACAGGCAUGGGCACGGUGCCAGAGGCAGGGCAGCAACAAGAGCUCCACCCACCGCUGUCACCGCUGCCGCCCACGCCCCAGACGCCGGCGGAGGCGGCAGUGCCGGGCCUGGGCCCCGGCCCGGGUCCUGUGCAGCUGGGGACUGGGCCGAGCUUCACAGGCCCCACCGGCGCCGGCCCUACCGGCGGCGUCGCGACGCCAGGCGCGCUAGCGGCGCUAGCUGGCGGCAUGCCGGCAACGCCAAGCGGCAGCGGCACCACAGCGCUGGCGUCGACGCCGUCGGGCGCCGCCGCCGCCGCCGGAUCCUUGCCGUACGCUGUACGGCACCCGACGAUAGGCCACGUGGGGUACGGCGGCGGGGUGGCGGCGGGCGGCGGCGCGGGCAUGCGUGGAGUCGGCGGCCUUGGUGGCGGCGGCGGCGAGGCGGAUGAGGGGCUUCAGAGUUGGCGGUCGUAUGUGGCGGCGGAGUCGAGGCCGGCGGAGAAGCUGCCGACGGCGGACAUCGUGUGGGGCCAGACUGAGCGGGAGCGCGUUUACAACUUCCUGCUGCACGUGCCGUACCAGCUUGAGCGCCUGAUCGGGUUCGGGUCGCUGCUGCUGGUCGACUCAUUCCUGGGCGUGUUCACGCUGCUGCCGCUUCGUGUGUUGGCGGCGCUGGUGCAGCUGUGCCGCGGCCUCAUACAGCGCCGCGGCCCCGGCGGCCCCCGCCCCAGCACAAGCGCCGCCAGCCGCCGGACUGCAGCAGCCGUGCGCAUCUCAGCAGACGGCGGCGUCGGCGCCGCCGCUGCGGCGGCGCCGCCGCCGCCGGCACAUGCCUCCGCCGCGGGAACGCGCUCGACCCCCUCCGCCUCCACCGCCUCCACCUCCUCCGCCGCCUCCGGCUCGCAACAGCCCCAACAAUCCCUCCCCCACACGCCGCACGCACCGCACGCGCCGCAUGGCUCUGCCCCCGCCCCCGCCCCGGUGGCGCGUCUGUCCGGCAGCCAGCUUUACGACAUGCUGUGCCUGGCCAUCCUGUGCGGCGCCGCCGUCGUGCUGCGUGCUGUGCGGCCCGGCGCCAUCUACUAUUGGCUCAAGGACAUCACCAGCGAGUUCCUCAAGAUGUCUGUGCUGUCCACCGCAUUCGACAUGAGCGACAAGAUCCUGUCCAACUUCGGCAACGACGUGCUAGAGGCGCUCAGCGGCACCUGCACCCAGUGGCUGGCGGGCGGCGGCAAGAAGCGCGCCGGCCACGUGGCGGCGGACGCGGCAGUGGCGGGGGUGGUGGUGACGCUGCACGGCCUCACGCUCAUGUGCCAGGCGCUGAUUGUGGCUGUGGCGCUGAACUCCAGUCGCAAUGGGCUGGUGGCGCUCCUCAUCGCAAACAACUUCGUGGAGAUAAAAAGCACCGUGUUCAAGAAGUGGGACAGCACACGCAUCUGGGCGCUGGUGUGCGCGGACGCGGUGGAGCGCUUCCAUCUGUGGGUGGUGCUGGCCUUCGUGGUGGUGGAGGAGAUGGACAGCAGCAGCAGCUGGGCGCCGCCGCCCGACUACCUGCGCGUGUGCGGGCUCAUGCUGGCGGCGGAGGUGGGCAUCGACGUGGUGAAGCACGCCGUGCUGGGCAAGUUCAACGACGUGCGCCCCGGCAUAUACCGCGAGUUUCACCAGGAGCUGUGCACCAAGGCCCUCGCCGCCCAGAGCCACUCCGCGCCCCGCCUGCUGUUCUUCCACCACCUUGCGCCCGCCGCACUGGCGCUGCGCAUCGCCACCACCCUGUUCUGGCUGCGAGUGGAGACACGCGCGCAGGUGUGGCAGCGAGUGGGCGUUGUGUCGGCGCUGUGGGUGGCAGCCUGCGGCUUCAAGCUGCUGUACGGCUACGGCAUAAAGCUGCUGGCGCACUACUUCGUGUCGUACUACAGCCGGAAGUACGGCAACAAGCACGGCGGGCGGCCGGGGCCCGUCGCGCGCGCGGCGGCGGGUGGCGUCGUGGCGCCGCCCCCGGUGCCGCUGCCCGCCGCGGCGGCUGCGGCGGCGGGCGGCUCCGGAGCGGCGGGCGCGGGUGUGGGCGGUGUUUCGGGGCCCACUGGUCUUAGUGGGGGCGCGUCGGUGUCCGCGGGCGGCACCGCACCGACGCCUGGGGCGACGCCGUCAGCUGCGGCUGCCGCUGCAGCGGCCGCAUCGGCAGGGGCAGUAGCAGGGCCGCCGCCGCCGUCGCCACGCAAUUGGUUCUUCGGCGCUGGCGGCGGCGCCGCCGCGCCCGGUAGCGCCGCUGCCGCAACGCUGGCUGCGGCGACCGCGGCAGCCGCGGGCGGUGUUUCUGCUGCGCCGGUGGCGGCGGGUCUGCUGGGCGGCGGCGGCGCCGCCGCCUCGGCGGCGCUCCCGGCGGCGCCGUCACUUGACGUCUUGUUGGCGCAGUCGCAGCGCCCCAUAGGGAAUCCCCAGGCUGCAGACGGCAACCCUGCUGGGGCCGCGGGGGCGACUGGCGCGGGCCCCGACGGCGGCGGCAGCACCUCGGGCCCGGCGGCGCUGCAGGCUGCGGAGGCGCUCGCGGACAGCCCUCCCACGCCCUCGCCAUCCGCCGCCGCCGGUGCUGCUGCCGCUGCCGCCACCGCUGGUGCCACCCCGGCGCCGCUCCUCGCCGGCCAUGCAGUGGUGCCGCCGGCGGCGCCCGGCGGUGGCCAUAGCUUGAACGGGCUGGCGCCGGUGUCUCCGGCGGGGGCGCUGACACACACGCAGUCCAGCCUGAGCCUUGGCGGCGCCGUGCCGCACAGCAGUGGCCCGCAGGCGGCCUCAACCUCAGCAGCGAUGUCGUCAGCGGCGGCGAGCCUGUCGCAGCGGCGGCACAGCGCCGUGGUGAUGUCCAGCACGGCCACGGCCACGGCGGCGGCGGCGCCGCCGCCAGGUGUUGCUGGCGGCGGCGAUGCCGGCGGCGGGAGUGCGCUGUUGGGUUCGGCGUCGGUGGGGGCGCCGGCCACCAUAGCAACGCUGCUAGCGGCGCUCGGAGGCGUGGGGGCAGGCGGCGCGGGCGGGGGGGUGCCGGACGGGCAUGCCAAAGUGGAGUGAAGAGCGGCGUGGCGUGUGGGUGCCAGCCGUGGUGCCAGCGUUGGGUUGGGGGCCGCAGGGGCUUGUGGCUGGGGCGUGCGGGUUGACGGGGAAGCUUGCUGCUUGCAGCGCGCGCACACGUGCGGAGGCAGGUGAUCGCUCGGGAUGGGGUACGCAUGAGUCAGCAUCAUGCUGCCAAGACACCCAAUGUUUGGUGCCCCCGUCGCCCAUGCCUCAUUUGGUGACCCUACGACGGCAGGCGUGCGCUGUUGUAUAUGUGGCGCGGUGAUAGCGCUUGAGCAGAUUCUAUCGAGUGAAAGCGACCGUGAUGGCUGAGGUUGACGUCGUCGUGUGAGGCAUGUCUAAGUCCACAAGGCAUGGCGUGGCGGGUUACACUGUAUGUAACACUGACAUAAGUGGAUGCGCACGGUUCUUGUGUGCAAGGUCCGUAAACAUCCGUUUGCACGGUCGCAGGGGUUUGCAGAAUACGCAGUCCACCCCUGGGUGUAGGCGAUACAUCGUAGCGUGCAGCACGCAGGCUGCGUUCCAGACAGAUGCUGUAAGAAGGGGCAGGUGAACGCAGGUGCGGUCACUUUGGAAGGCUCGGUUUGGUGCGACAGGUGGCGAAACAGGUGGCAAAUGCCGGUAGCAUUCGUAAGCGUCGCUUUUGUGCAACAAAAGUUGGUCAAUUGUUUU
This is a messenger RNA of Chlamydomonas reinhardtii, 4299 nucleotides long. RefSeq lists its product as uncharacterized. Bases 358 to 3624 code for a protein of 1088 amino acids. The transcript is spliced from 10 exons. The record is from RefSeq and is a predicted model, not a curated record. Gene Ontology annotation, biological process: maintenance of protein localization in endoplasmic reticulum. Gene Ontology annotation, cellular component: endoplasmic reticulum membrane. NCBI's taxonomy places the organism in Eukaryota, Viridiplantae, Chlorophyta, Chlorophyceae, Chlamydomonadales, Chlamydomonadaceae.